AUGAGGGGUCACAAAGUGAGGACGGCGAUAUUGGCAGCCCUUAGCAGACGACGUAAGGUGAGGAAACUUCACAUAAAACCUAAAGAGGCAGGUGCAUUCCAUUUCGUCGGCGCCGAAAUGUGCGCGUAUUUCACGCUUCACGCGUCAUUACAGCGCCUCACAGCGAAUACACGGUGUUUCAGCGAAAAGGGAAAGAGUAACAAUAAAAAUCUUACUGCUGAAAGCGAAUGA
Leptosia nina is the source of this 231-nucleotide messenger RNA. Lineage: Eukaryota; Metazoa; Arthropoda; Insecta; Lepidoptera; Pieridae. The record is from the annotation of a GenBank genome assembly.